This is a messenger RNA of Didymodactylos carnosus, 5118 nucleotides long. Lineage: Eukaryota; Metazoa; Rotifera; Eurotatoria; Philodinida; Philodinidae. The record is from the annotation of a GenBank genome assembly.
CCCCCCCCCUAUUUGUUUUUCUAGGAGUUUCUAGGAUUCUUGUAUGUUCUUGUAUGAUUAGUAAUAAUACAACGAGAAUUGAAAGUGGUAUUGCAUAAAUACUGAGAGGGUCAUUCCUUAUGCGCCACUCGUUAUUUAGCGUACAGACAAGAGUCUAAUGUUGAGACCAAACGAAAAACUAAGUGGCAAAUAUGUUGGCGAGUGAACGACGAAUGCCCAUUUAUGUUGGUCAUAAUUCAGCAUAAAUUUUUUCUAGAACAAUAGUAUAUACUAGAAGAAUCUAGUACUACUACUAGAAAUCUAACGGAAAAAGUUGCAUAAUGUGGGAAAAUGGUUGGUCGGAAAGUAUUUUCAAUGUAUAUGCAGAAAGUCGAAAACGGCCGCCGUUACAAAAAUAAUUCAGACGAUUUUAUGAAAUUUAUAUCUGCUGAGCCACAUUAGACUCUAAUAAUCACAAAAAUAACUGUCAUAUACGCUAAAAUGAUCCUCGGUCUUUUCAAUUUUGGAUGAAAGUAGAUCUAGUAUUUAUUUAUAAAAAUGUCCUGCACUAAUUAGUAUUAUUACUCAAAAAACGAACAUGAUGGCCUUUUAUUACUAUAACUUUACAUUCGAAAAUGUUUUUUCUAUUGAAAAUGCUGUUUAACAGAUUCAUUAAUCGUAGACAUCAGCAUAUGUUCUGAUUAACAUUUUUCUCAUUAAUAGAUUUCGACAGAUAUUAAUCAUUUUAUCUGUAAAAACUUUGGGCACUUCAAAACUACAAAAUAUACCGAAAUUUUUCAAGUUAAAAAAUAGAAUAAACUGUUCUACUUUACAGAUUAGACUUUAGGAGUAGAAUGGAGGUUUGCUACAUUUAAGCGUACAAAGAUCGGAAAAAAAUCUUAUAAAGCAAAAACUGUUUUUUUUCAUUGCAAAUGAGUUGUUGGAUGUAUCGGUCAAUGAAUAAAAGAUUUCUCACAGCCACUUAUCUCAAAUUUUGAUUAAACUCGGGAGGAAAAGAAUAGAAAAUUGAAAAGAAAUAUAUGGAUUUAAGCAAGUGUCUUUUGUUGAAGUCUGAUGUGAAUGUGUGGAAAAUAGGAAAAGAAGAACGGGCGAACAAAAGCGGAAAAGGUGGCUAUCCGGUUACAAUGAUAUACAAGUGUUUCUAUUUUAAUUGAUGUCAAUUUAACUUGAUAUACAUAAAUCGAAAAUGAAUUUUAACUAAUAAAUUUUUUUCGCCUAUGAGAUAGGCCGUAAAAUUUUGUACAUAUGAAGUCUUGCUUCUUUUACUAAAAAUUCUUACUUCAUUUAUUUCGAUCUAAAUAGACUCAGAAAAUAUCGUAGAAUUUCUUCUAAUGCUACUCAGGAUGUAAAACUGUGAGUUUUCCUAUGAACAUGAGGUAAUAUAUAAAGAGAUAUGAACGAGCGAUCACUGUUUCAUUAUAGGAUCAACACUUCUACUUCAGCAAAAUGUUAGUCGUGCUUAUUUCAUCUCUCUACUUCUGAAAUUUGGAUAUGUUUGAUCGAAUCUAUAAUAUGUCUAUUUUGGUAAAUGAAAAACUUCAAACUUUGUACUUGGUUUGAGAGAUUAAAUCAAAUUAAAUAACCAAUGCUAAGACGCUUGGACUAGAGAUUUUCUAAAGAGUCCAAUUAAACAUGUGGAAGUCCCACGUGUGAACAUGCAUGUUUUGUGCUAUUAGUACACGUCUUCAUUCAUGGAUUUGAUCCAUCUCACAAAUGAUCACAACAUUUUUUAUAUACUUUUUUUAUAUACUUUUUCAUGGAGUUCGUGCGUGAGAAUCCACGAGUUUCUCACACUUUACAUGAGUUUCUCUGUCGUUUCACAUAAAAAUGUUUUAUGACAGCUGCAAUCGAUGUAUAAUAGAUAUCAGUUAUUUUGUUCUGUCUCUCAUUAUAUGUACAAUUUUCUUAAACUUUUUAGUUAUGUCGGCUGAACACGUGCUAUUUUCUUUUCUUUUGCUAUUCUGUCUCGUCUGCCAUGAAUUUUAUUGGACAGAUAUUUUUUUUUCAACUGUACUAUUUUGUACAUGUGUUACGUCAUUUCUCACGAUCCAAAAAAUCUGGACAAAAUAUGUUGAUCUUCUUUUAUCAGUAGUUUUCUCGUCAAAAUGCCGUAUUCAAAACGUUGGUCUUUUGAUUAUUCUCAUGAGUGCUGGGAAGAUGAUAAAACAAAAAGAAACAAUUAUGAAAAACAAGUUUUUACAAAGGUAACUGCUCAUCAAUUCUUCUGGUUUUUCAAAUCUUGGAACCCUUUUUUAACUGAUUCUGAUAUCCUAUGAUUUUUAACCUUUUUAUAAAUUGAAUAUGAAUAGCCUUCACUUCUUUAUCUAUCAUUUGAAUGAGUAAAGACUAUUCAUACUCAAUUUAUCUACAAUUUCAUUCAUGUUGAUAUACUUCUUUUUUGCACUAUAUGCCAGAAUACUUUUGAGCGAAACUCACCUCUUCUGCACGUAUAUUAGAGAUGCAUAUUUUCUUUCAUGUACAUGAAUCAAACUGCUUUCAUUCAGCAAUUUAAGAAGAUCUUUGUUCACUUAAAAAGAUAGCAUGAUUAUCGACAGUUGAUGAGAUAUACCCUUCUGUUGAGUUCAAUUGAAAAAAUAAAGAAAAAAACACCAAAAAAAAGUAGACCCAUUCGAGCUAGUAUAAAAGGUUUCAAAAAACGUUGAUUGACAAAUUCAAAAUCUAUUGAUUAUUUUUGCAAGAAGCUUUGUCAUGAUCCUGAUCGUUCACAGCUUUUUAUGAUGUAUUAAUUGGUGAUAAAGGGAAAUCUGCUUUCAGAAACGAGUAUAAAUCUUUAGGACAUAAUUCCGUUUCUCUCUCCCAAAUAUGAUAGUUCAAGAAGACAUGAAAUGAACGAAGAAAACAUGAAAACAAUCGAGUACUCCUGUGAAAUAAAUAGCUCAAUAACUCAAGAUAUUGAGUUCAGAUAUUUCAGAAGAAAAAAUGUCAAGAAUUCAAGGUCUUGGCAAUAAAUUUUCUGGCCUUGAUUGAGAAUCUAGUUAAAAAAAGGCUCAUGAUGUUGGAACUUAUAUGCGAACAAGAGUGAGAAAUAAAGUGAGUAUUUCAGAAUUAUAAAGAACGUCAAGAUCUUAGUAGAAAAAAGUACCACUAGAGCCAAGUAAGCUAUUGUAAAACCUCUAUAGAUAAUGAAAAAAUAUUCAUAGAGUCUUGAAAGCUCUAAAAUCAGAAGAAAAAGAGUUUCACCGAGUGUCAUCGAUGGAAUCGAAGAAAUAUUAUAUAGCUCUAUCACAUUGUUUUAUGAUAAACAUUUGUGUCGCUUCUAAUUUUUAAUACAUUUUCUUCUGAUUUGAGAAAAUUUAAGCUACUUUCUAAAAAAGUUUCAUGUCCUACAGAGCUACAAAAAGGAUAUUUCUAUGCCAAGAUACCCUUAUUUUGAAAUGCCCUUAAUCGUAUUUUACAACACUAUUUUGGUAUUUUAGUGUACCUUUUUGGUUUAGUAGAAUUCCUUAAAGGGCAUUUCUAAUUCCACGUAUCUGCAUUUGUCACUUGAAGAUUCCAAAAAGGGUAUCUCGGCAUAGAACUAUCCUUUUUUUUAGUUCUGUAGGAUACGAAAUUUUUUUGGAAAGUAGCAGACUUUGUGCUUGCUAUUUAAAAGCUUCUCAAACCUUUGGCAACAAAAAAAGACAUAUCUUUUAUACUUAUGGUGAAUUGAUCUUUUUCGAUAAUCUACUGUACACAACUUGUAGUGGACAUUCAAUAAAGAAUUAUUUUCGAGGCAUGAGAUAACUGAUACCUAUGACAUGUGGAUCCUUUGGCUGAUGUUGCAAAGAAUGGGUAGAUUUAGACAAUUCUUUUUCUGCUCCGUAUAUUCUUUGACGUUAGUCUUUACAUUUUGUCUUCAACUUCUUCAUCGAUUAGUGUCUAAAUUGGUUGCCAGAACUUUUGUUUAAAAAAAUACUUUCUGUGCCCUGACAUCCAAAUUUCUCUAUAAGAGACACUUUGUUGACAAAUAUACACAAAAAUCUUUUUUUAUUUUAGUCUACAAUUGACCGAAAAAUAACUUCAGUUACAUUCUCGUCUUGGUGUGAGUCACGUAAAACUGCAUUUCAUCCAUUACCAAACAAUAAACCCGAGGAUAUACCCUCCGUUUAUAUUAUUCCGACAUUAUUAAAAAAUUCACCAUCAUGGACAUUUCGUCGAUUUUUGUUAACUGGUGAACAAAAUUUAUCAAUAUGGUCAAAUAAAUAUUACAAAAAUGCGUUAAUCAGUUACAUCAAUAAUAUUUAUCAACGAAUGUAUUCCUACGAAUCAUUAGAGAAAAUUGUUAACAAAUAUAAUAAUCCAUUAUUCCAUGAUGAACUGGACGUAUUGAACAUGUUACUUACUGAAAUGAAACAAACAUUCUCGGCAUCAUCGUCAACAAUUAAAAAACGUGAACAAUAUCGUGCAAUAAAAAGAUUAGAAGAAUUUCAAUGUAUAUAUGAAACAAAACAUAAAACAAAAUUUACAUUUGAUCCACCGUCCAAUGAUCAAAUUAAUUUUAAUAUAAAUAGUUAUUUUGAUUUGGGAUGUGGUGAUGCACAAAUAACAGUGCUUAUUGGAGAAUAUUUAAAACUAUCAAAAGAAAACAUCUAUGGUGGAGAUAUUUAUAAUAUGACCAAUAAUGAAAUAACAUAUGUUCAACUAUUAAAAGAUAGAUCUCUAUUACGAUUCUUUUCUAUAAUACUUGAGCUUAUAGUUGCUGAUGAUCAAGUUAAUCUUAUCACCUGUUUGGUUACAUUACAUCAUGUAGAAAGUAUUGAUUGUACAUUGAAUGAAAUAAAACGUAUUCUUCGACAUGAUGGCUAUUUGAUUAUUCGUGAACAUGAUUGUAAAACUGAACGAAGUUUAGAUGCAAAAUAUUUAAAUUUUAUUCAUGCCAUUAUGAUGAUUGAAAACAUUGGUGAAUUUAAAUAUGAAAAUCCAUGUGAUGAUAAUGAUUGGCCUAGGAAAAAACAAAGAAUUAUUGAUUAUGUCAAAACGAUUAAAUAUCAUACAAGACAAGAAUGGGAUAAAAAAAUUGAAGCUCUAGGAUUUAAAAAAUUAAAAACAGCUAAAUAUCCAAACUCAAAUCCUCAAAAAUUAUUUUAUGCUAUAUACAAACUACAAAAAAACAGAUGA